AUGGUAUUUUCUGGACGACAUAACUGGCUAUACGAGUUCAGGCUAUGCCUGGGGUUGCCAGGUGACGCCCUUGAAUUUGCCAAGCUCGCCGCUUCAUACAAUCCGCACGGCCAGCGCUGUCGUGGGAAGUCGAAUCUCAACGGGGCGUAUACGACUCAGAUAGGGGAUGCGUCGCCAUCUAUCAAUAGCGAUCCUGGAUUUUCAUGUAGUGGUGUAGCCAUCGGAACCGUGGUUGAUGUAUACAAAUGCGGGAGCUCCGCGUUUGUAAAGAGCCGUGAUGUGCAGCUGGACCUAGCUAAGGUUUACUUGUUGCUCUGCAAAGCUAAGCAUUUAUCAGACAACAGAGGGGAUAGCUACAGUGGUAAAGAGAGGACUGAUGAUGCUUCGUACCGUAAAACUGGUAGCACGCCAGCAGGACGUCGCGGUGAUGAACCGUCCGUCGGUUCGAGCAAUGAGGUUCAUGAGGAAGUGCCUGAGCUCAUAGAUAAGUUGGCAAAGAAGUUCAAGCGUUAUGUUGUCAUUUGUGUAGCGUUGUCGGAACAAAGCCCUUUUGAAUCUACGUGUCAGCGUGCGCUAGAUGACGAAUCACUGGUUGUGGACAUUCAACAUCAACGGGCUCCACGAAAUGCUGCAACCCACUUCAAGAUAGACCCGACAAACUAUAGAGGCCUUAUUGAUUAUGCGGAUACAGUUACUGAGGUUGUUAUUCCGGAUUAUGACGUUAAUGCCAUCACCAUCCUCAGUUGGCCUUUCUACAGGGAUGCUACGUGCGGUGACGUCUUCCAUCUGUUGUGUUACUCGUUGAUGAUUGGGAACUUCGAAGCAUUCAAUGUUAUAUUGCAGAACCAUGAAUUCUGUAUGCUUAAUCACCUUAGGGAGAAUUGGAAAGUACUGCUAAGCUAUAUACCCGUGGCCUGUGACUAUGUAAAGUGCCGCCAACUGAUCGAAAAAAUUUUUGACGUUUCGCAUAAUCCAUGCGAGAAUGGUCUCGUCAAUGGGAUUGAUUGGAUCCUUUGGAGAGCGUAUGUUAUACUGGAGACCACGCACUGCUCAUUUUACUUGGCUUACAAGUUCCUGAUGAUAAUGUCACCAUUGUUUUUGAAGGUGAAGACAACUGAUCCAUACGUGGCAUCUAAACAACACCUGGUAGAGAAUUUUUUGGCGCUUAUGAAACAGCACAUCAUUUAUUGCAGCCUUAAUACAAGUGCAGCCACAAGUGUCCAGGAACUCCAAACCUCCAGGCAAAUAUCUUUUAUUGCCUACCUCAAACUUAAGCCUAGCGAAAAGCUCGAACUAUUUUGUGAAUGCAACAAAAUGCCAAAUGUAGGAUACGCGGAUUGUAUGUGUGAAGACAUAUACAAAGACAAAUACGGGAUAUACAAAUCAUGCUUAAAAUGCAAAACCGCCAACCGAACAAAUACCCUUAGCAUAUUCUUUCAGCUGAUAAAGAGUAGUGUCGAAGAUAUUCAGCUGGAUAACCCGUUCGCUGAACUGAGCCAAGGAUUCCGCUCUUUCUUCGCGAGGAUUAAGCAGUGUGCUAGUGCAACUCUCAACGACUACAUGGAGGACAUAUACCACAAUCUCGACGUUGCUGUCGGUUCACACAUGUUAGAAACGCUCUAUGUUUUGACAAAGGCCAUGCUCACAACCGAACUUAGAAACAGUGUCCAUACCAUUGUUUUCCGCAUACUAUACAAUAGAAACUUCCGCUACAACAUAAUAACCAACUACUUCGUAUACAAAUCUAUAUGCGUUCUGUUGGGGGUGGGCAACGAUAUUGUAAGUGAUUCGGAUGAUUGCUUGCGGGAGGAAGAAAGCGAUUGGAUCACGUCGUUGAGUGACACCCACUUGGCAGGAUUAUGCGGGCAUGCCAAUAAGGAAGCUACCAAAUUGGAAUACGGUAAUCCGCACUAUCAGGCCUUCCUCAAGUUGUGGAAAAAUGCUAAUGGCAGACUGACGCGAACUUUAGUUAUACGAGCAGUCAUCUGCGAGAUCAAUUUUGUGGAGGCACUACUCAAUCUCGUAUCAUUGAUGCGCUUGUCGACUUCGGAUGGGAGAACAAUUUACGUUGACACAGAAGAAAUCACAAGGGCUUUGUAUGACAAGGACUCUGCAUUACUGCUCAUGCAGCGUAUCUUGCUGUACCUACUGGAUCAUCAGCUAUCUGUAGGAGAUUUUCGCAGCUGCCUAUACGCUCUCAACGACAUGUCAACCUACAUCAAUGGAGUAACGCCUCAAGAACUCAACACAAUGUUUUUAUACACAAUAUGCACGUCAUCUAAGAAUCUCAGCUACCUGGAUGCCCAGUGUCAUGUUUGGUUCACCUCUUGCAGCAAGAGUAUCGAUGACAUAGGGGAUUUUCUGAGGUCGUCACUGAGAGCUGCGAAACUCACAGUCUACCGUCUCAGUAAGCAGCGUGGUGUUGGUAUUACGUUGGCUCGGGUGAUCACGGAUCUGUUGCAUACGUUACAUGUAGGUGCCUGUGAUUAUUUGUAUUUCAAUAACCCUCUAUCUAAAUCUGGUAUGGAGAUACAUGAGAUGUUAGGGGUCUAUCUCAACUACAUGGGUGUAGAUUGGGAUGGGUGUAUUAUGAACAGAGGUAUAAACGUAUUGUCUUUAUUAGGAGAAGGAGGCCAUGCAGAUUACAUACCUGAUUACGACGCAAUACUUGCUGAUAUCAGGUAUCUUGGAGUGUUUCAGCGCUUUUCUACCGUAUUGAUGGGCUUUAGUUGUGAUAUCGGCAGGUACCGAAUGAAAUCAAAGAAAUUGGGUUAUCGUUUUUACCUGGACAGGGCGAUGCUUGCGGAAAAUGGACUCGGCAGUUUGGCGUCAAUAUUUUUCAAGAAGUCGGAAGCUUCAGUUACCAGCAGCGAGAUAUACUGGGCAUCUCUGUUGUUCGCUUCUAUUCUCUCUGGCGCAUUAACGGAUGGUGAUAUCAAUAAUCACGGUACAGCCGAUGUCGUGAAGCGAAUUAGACACAUUAAGGCUAGCGCUGUGUUGGUGUUGCCAAAGGAAUGGCGUGAAGACGUUGCAGAGGUGUUGGAAGCGCUAGCCAGAGUGUUGCAUGACGCACAAAACCAUGGGGAUGUCCAACUGACUGUAGCAGAUGAAAAGGAACUGUCUAUCAUUUUAGGGAGACUAUGGGGACCUUCAUGGGUAAAAUCGGCGGAUUUUGUGGGAUUAGGUAGAAUCUGCAGCGAUUCAAUCAAGAGCGAGAUGCCAGAGUUCAUGUCCUUCGUGAAGGAGGAGGUAUUUAACAUAGCCGAUGCGUCAGUUGGCACUGCAAAAAGUCACAAUGCGUUCGAUACCUCUGCAAUCACCCUUUUCGAGGUCCUAACGGGCCCGGAUUGUGACUCAGAAAUGACGGCCCGCAAGGGGGCAGAGGUCGAAAUUGACAAUCUAACGAUGCGUAAGUGCAUCCUAAGGCUGCUAAGUACUGUGAAUCUAACGAAAGUUGAGGUUUAUCAAGCUGACAAAAUGAAAAUAUCGUUCGACAAACUGGCACAUCGCUUUACAGGGAACACGGCAAGCGGGCUCCUAAGCAAGGCACUUGGUAAAGCCGAAACAGGGCUUUCAUCAAUUGCUCUUAAGAAAAUGCAGUUUGAAACACUGAAGGGCAAGUUCUUCACCAGCUCAAAGAAAAAUACUGAUAACUUCAACGGCUGUUUUCUGCCUAUUUUGAAUUUCUACAGCACUGCAGUUAUCUGCAUCACUGACUAUGACUUCUCGGACGAAUUACAUCCGGAAAAGUCAAAGCCUGAGCGCCGCGAAUUCACGAAAUGGCCUUCGGCAUCGAGAAUUGAUGUACUACAAUUGAUCCGUGUGGAUAUACAAUUGGGGGUAAUUAAGCUGUUAGAGACCUGUAAUUUCACGUUGAACACGUUGUUUGUCGAGCAGCUACACCAGAUCUUCCACAGCUUCAACGUGCAUCAGUGCCUUCGCGUGUUAGCAGUACUUCGUCCACUACUCCAACAAUUCGGCUGGUCACAAUCCUUGAUGGCCCAUCUCGAAACCAUAGAGAAGUUCUUAAAUCAAUUUUGCAGCUUCCCAUCCGAUACUGAAAUCUACAUCGGUCGUUUCAUCGCGAGCUCAAAGUAUAGGAUGGAACUGUUUGAAGAAAUUUCCGCAUACGUGCUGGAUAAUUUAAAUGCGUUUUUGCACAUAUACAGGUGCCUGGACGCAUUAUUCUCGUGUAAACAGUUCGGACCUGUGUAUCCGCACAUCGCCAGAGAAGCGUUUGAGUUGGGGGAAUUGGUGGGAGCGGUGUGGACAAACGAACCUAUCGCUGGACAACGAUUCGGUAUCGAUGACCACCUACUGAUGAACGAGUACAUUCGUGUGCUCAUGAGAUCUUUUGAAAAAACUUUUUGGGAGUCCAACCCUGCCGAAAUAAUGGAAAAGGUGAGGUGUGUUGAACCAGACUUCCUACAACUCGGCGAGCAGUAUCGGGACUCGCUGAUCUCCAUGUAUGAUGCGUACCUCCAGAAGAGGAUGCACAAGCCAGGGCACUGGCUCAGCUGGAGGAAACUUGUAUGCCGUUUCCUUUCCAUAUACCCCGACCAGGAAUCUGCUUUCGGCGAACUGUUCAGGCCGAACUCCGAAGAUGUAAUACAGCUUCUGGAAGUGGUGGAACGCACCACAGACGGAUUCGACAUCACAGAGGUGGACAGAUUCGAGUCCUUCAAACGCCGACUCAUGCGAAAGGUCAACGUCAGAAACUAUUUCGAGAUUGCAAGUGCCAUGCGGUAUGUGGAUCUGGAGGCGGCAAAAGCAUUGGUGAUGUCGGUCCAUAGCAGCCUCCACCUUCCCGACAACUCUCCUGGAUUUGACGCCACGGGGGCGCUCUACGACUUCGACGUAGAGUCAGUCGACCAGUGGUAA
Messenger RNA from Babesia sp. Xinjiang, 4881 nucleotides. RefSeq lists its product as uncharacterized. NCBI's taxonomy places the organism in Eukaryota, Apicomplexa, Aconoidasida, Piroplasmida, Babesiidae. The transcript has a single exon. The record is from RefSeq and is a predicted model, not a curated record. Bases 1 to 4881 code for a protein of 1626 amino acids.